AUGGCUGCUGAUUCCUCUGUAAGGUUCAAUGGAAAUGGAAAUGGUAGCAUCAACCCAAUGCCUAACCUACAGAGGACUUACCAAGUGGUUGUGGCUGCUACCAAAGAUAUGGGAAUUGGUAAGGAUGGGAAGUUGCCAUGGAGAUUACCUACUGAUCUCAAGUUUUUCAAGGAGAUAACUAUGACGACUUCCGAAUCUGGGAAGAAGAAUGCCGUUGUUAUGGGAAGAAAAACAUGGGAGAGUAUUCCUCUUCAGUUCAGGCCUCUUCCUGGCCGUCUUAAUGUUGUUUUGACUCGCUCGGGUAGUUUUGAUGUUAAUGCAGUGGAGAAUGUUGUAAUAUGUGGAAGUAUGUCUUCUGCAUUGGAACUUUUAGCUUCUUCUCCUUAUUGUACAUCGAUUGAGAAAAUAUUUGUUAUUGGGGGUGGUGAGAUAUUUAGAGAUGCUCUCAAUGCCCCCGAAUGUGAAGCUAUCCACAUCACAGAAAUUCACACAAGCAUUGACUGUGACACUUUUAUGCCUCCAAUUGAUUUCACUGUAUUUCGGCCAUGGUACUCAUCCUUUCCUAAGGUGGAAAACAACAUCCGAUAUUCUUUCACCACUUAUGUGCGUGUAAGAAGUUCUGUAGCAGAGUCCUUGAAUCAGAGUACUGUUUCACCUCUUGAUAAUAAACCGGCUUCUAAAAAAUUUGUGGUUCAGAACUUUUCUUUUCUUCCAAAAAUGGUCUUUGAGAGACACGAGGAGUACAUGUAUCUUAAUCUGGUUCAAGAAAUCAUAUCUCAAGGUACCUCCAAGGGUGAUAGGACAGGGACUGGGACCUUGUCAAAAUUUGGUUGCCAGAUGAGGUUCAAUCUGCGCAGAAGUUUUCCUCUUCUAACAACUAAGAGAGUAUUUUGGCGAGGGGUUGUUGAAGAGCUUCUUUGGUUUAUCAGUGGCUCAACAAAUGCCAAGGUGUUACAGGAAAAAGGCAUUCAUAUAUGGGAUGAUAAUGCAUCCAGGGAAUUCCUUGAUAGCAUUGGUUUGUCAGAGAGGGAGGAGGGUGACUUAGGACCUGUUUAUGGGUUUCAGUGGAGGCACUUUGGUGCUAGGUAUACUAACAUGCAUAAUGACUAUGCCGGCCAAGGAGUUGAUCAGCUUUUAGAUGUUAUCAACAAGAUAAAGCAUAAUCCUGAUGAUAGACGGAUCAUUCUCUCUGCAUGGAAUCCAGCAGAUCUUAAAUUGAUGGCACUUCCACCCUGCCACAUGUCUGCACAGUUCUAUGUAGCAAAUGGGGAGUUAUCAUGUCAAAUGAAUCAGCGAUCUGCUGACAUGGGUCUGGGUGUGCCAUUCAACAUUGCAUCUUACGCCCUCCUGACAUGCAUGAUUGCUCAUAUUUGUGAACUUGUUCCAGGUGAUUUUAUCCAUGUUCUUGGAGAUGCACAUGUUUACCAAACUCACGUGAGGCCUUUGCAGGAGCAGCUUCAUAACCUGCCAAAACCUUUUCCGACUUUGAAAAUCAAUUCAGAGAAGAAAGAUAUAGAUUCUUUUGUGGCUACUGAUUUCAAGCUCAUUGACUAUGAUCCUCACCAAAAGAUUGAGAUGAAGAUGGCUGUUUAA
This is a messenger RNA of Lathyrus sativus (Indian pea), 1593 nucleotides long. The record is from the annotation of a GenBank genome assembly. NCBI's taxonomy places the organism in Eukaryota, Viridiplantae, Streptophyta, Magnoliopsida, Fabales, Fabaceae.